This is a messenger RNA of Trichoderma breve, 1425 nucleotides long. Its product is annotated as major facilitator superfamily domain-containing protein. Gene Ontology annotation, molecular function: transmembrane transporter activity. The transcript is spliced from 6 exons. The record is from RefSeq and is a predicted model, not a curated record. Lineage: Eukaryota; Fungi; Ascomycota; Sordariomycetes; Hypocreales; Hypocreaceae. Gene Ontology annotation, cellular component: membrane. Gene Ontology annotation, biological process: transmembrane transport. The coding region runs from base 1 to 1425 and encodes 474 amino acids.
AUGUCUUCGCGAAUUGAAAAAGAUCUACAAGCAUUAGAUACGGGUGUCCUCAGCGCAAAUGGCACGAAGCAACCAUUUCACGUGGAGGGACUCGAGCUGUCCAGUAGACCCGCUACUGUGAAUCUACAUCGCCAGAAAUGGUACCAAUGGUUCUCGCCUAGCGACACGCCGGAAGAGCGUCAAUUGAUACUAAAACUGGACGCAUUGAUCAUGAUCUUUGUUUUCCUUGCAUAUUGGGCAAAAGUUUUAGACUCAUCUGCGACAAGUGCGGCAUACGUGAGUGGUAUGAAGGAAGACUUGAAACUAUUUGGAAACGAGCUCAACUAUCUCAACACCACUUACAUGGUCGGAUAUAUAACGCUUCAAAUACCAUUGACAGUUAUUAUGACUCGCUUCUCGGCAGCAUACUUUAUUCCUGGAGCCGACCUCAUAUGGGGAAUACUCACUCUUGCACAGUACAAAGUCAGCAAUGUGCACCAGUUAUAUGUGCUUCGCUUCUUCGUCGGCGCAGCUGGAAGCUUAUUCUUCCCAGCUGUUCAAUGGUAUCUUGGGUGCUGUCAAGUAGGCAGCAUGAGCUCUGGAUACAUUCAGAGCGGUGCAUACGCUCACCUCAAUGGUAGGCAUGGCAUUGAAGGGUGGCGCUGGCUGUAUAUCAUUUGCUUUGCAUGUACGAUACCAGUCGCCCUUCUUGGAUUUAUCGUGCUGCCGGGUCAUCCAGACACCUGCAAGCCUUUCAUUUUAACAGAAAACGAUCUUCGACUAGCCAGAGAGCGGAUGGCAGCUGAGAACCGUGAACCACGGAAACCAAUUACUUUAUCUGUGAUCAAAUCUGUUCUGACCGGUUGGCACUUUUGGGUUUUAGUAUCCUUUGCUUUCUUCUUCUCGCAAGCCGACGGCAUAUCCUCGAACAGCGGCCUCCCGUUAUGGCUCAAAGCCGAAGGGUAUAGCGUCGAGAAGAUCAACACCAUCACUACCAUCCUGCCUGCGGUGACAAUUGUGUCUUCAAUUAUGUGUGGCGUCUUAUCCGAUAUUUAUGAUGCCAAAGUCCAUUUAAUCACCAUUACCGCUUUGCUCAACAUCCUGGCGGGCGUGGUUUUGGCUAUCUGGGACGUACCCAAGGGACUCAAGUUUUUUGCCUUUUUCCUUUCGGGGUCCGCAGACGGCAUCGCCGCCGUUAUUUACGCAUGGGCAAACGAAAUUUGUGCCGGAAAUGCAGAGGAGCGUGCAAUCGUACUCAGCAGCAUGAAUACUAUUGGAAAUACGUUUGGCGCAUGGCUUCCUUUAUUUGUUUGGAAGACUUCGGACGCUCCGCGUUAUCUCAUUGGGUAUAACUGGACAAUUGCGCUUGAUGUAUGCAUGAUUGCCAUGCUGUUUGUUCUACGAUCCUUCUGGAAUCGUGAAAAGAAGUCAAUGGAGACCUUGUGA